Phodopus roborovskii (desert hamster) is the source of this 2680-nucleotide messenger RNA. It is a transcript of the gene Nxpe3, whose product is annotated as neurexophilin and PC-esterase domain family member 3. Bases 245 to 1924 code for a protein of 559 amino acids. NCBI's taxonomy places the organism in Eukaryota, Metazoa, Chordata, Mammalia, Rodentia, Cricetidae. The transcript has 6 exons. The record is from RefSeq and is a predicted model, not a curated record.
GGGGGGGUCAGGAAGCCGGGAAAGAACGGCCUGGCUCCGAGGCCACUGAUCCGAGAGUCCACGUCCUGUGGGAGGGCGAGCGGCGGGUGAGACUCGAGACCCGAACUCUUAAGCUUGCUGGCAGAAUAGAAGCAAAUUAAACUGAAUGCUCAUCAGCGCUCAGCUCAGAACAAACGACGACAUGGAGCUUUGAAGGUGGAAGUAGCAUGGUGUCGGCCAUGGGUCAUCAGGACACAGCCAGACAAUGUGGACCACUUUCUUCAAACUACGAGUCUUCUGCUGUCUGUUUGCAGUGCUGAUGGUGGUGGUGUUGGUCAUCAAUAUCACUCAGGUGGAGUACUUGGACCAUGAGACCCUCUCAGGGACGUUCAUCGACAGCAGCGGGCAGUUUGUUUCCUCGCAGGCAACAGGCCUUAUCCGGAAUCCGUACUGUGGUUAUGAACACCAGACCCUGUCCAGUCAGGAACGCUUAGAAGAGGAUGCACUGCUUGCCGCCUCCAAGUGGCAGGUGCCUGAUGUGGACCCGGUCCCCUUUGUGAAGAGCACCGACCCUUCGUCCAGCUACUUUGUCAUCUUGAAUUCUGCAGCCUUCUUCAGGGUGGGGAGCCAGCUGGAGGUGUUGGUUCACGUGCACGAUUUUCAAGGGAAGCCCAAGAAGUACGGUGGAGACUACCUGCAGGCCAGAAUUCACUCGCCCAAACUGCAGGCGGGGGCCGUGGGCAGAGUGGUAGACUACCAGAAUGGGUUUUACAAAGUGUUUUUUACCCUGCUCUGGCCUGGCAGAGUCAGGGUGUCCAUAUCUCUGGUUCACCCCAGUGAAGGCAUCAGAGUUCUUCAGUACCUGCAGGAAGCCAAACCAGACAGGGUCUAUUUCAAGAGUCUCUUCCGCUCCGGAAGGAUAUCAGAAACAAUGAAGUGCAACGUGUGUCUCCCGGGAAGUCUUCCCCUGUGCAACUUCACAGACCUCUACACUGGGGAGCCCUGGUUCUGCUUCAAACCAAAGAAGCUGCCCUGCAGCAGCAGAAUCAACCACUACAAGGGCGGGUACAUGAAGGGUCUGCUGUCUGCUGCCGACAGCGCUUUCUUUCAGAGUGGUGUCAAUAUCAAAAUGCCGAUCAACUCCAGUGGACCUGACUGGGUGACUGUGAUUUCCAGGAGAGUAAAAGAAACUGAUGACCUAGACAUAUCUCAAGGUUCAGGAACUUUUCCUUCUGGAUAUUUCUACAAAGACCAGUGGAAGCCCAGGAGGUUUAAGAUGCGCCAUUUUAACGACCCUGAUAACAUUACAGAAUGCUUACAGAGAAAAAUGGUGUAUUUGUUUGGUGAUUCAACAAUCAGGCAGUGGUUUGAAUACCUCACUAUGUUUGUCCCAGAUUUAGUGGAGUUUAACUUGGGUAGUCCCAAGAACGUUGGUCCCUUCCUUGCAGUGGAUCAGAAGCACAACAUCUUGCUCAAAUAUCGCUGCCACGGUCCACCUAUCCGCUUCACGAGUGUCUUCAGUAAUGAGCUUCAUUACGUGGCAAAUGAACUGAAUGGGAUUGUGGGAGGGAAGAACACAGUGGUGGCCAUAGCUGUAUGGUCCCACUUUAGCACCUUCCCCUUGGAAGUAUACAUCCGGAGGCUCAGGAAUAUCCGACGAGCAGUGGUCCAGCUCCUGGACCGAAGCCCUAAGACUGUGGUUGUCAUCCGGACAGGCAAUGCCCAAGAGCUGGGGCCUGAAGUGAGCCUCUUUAACAGUGACUGGUACAACUUUCAACUGGACACUGUCCUUCGGAGGAUGUUCUCAGGGGUUGGAGUCUAUCUUGUUGAUGCCUGGGAGAUGACCUUGGCUCAUCAUCUACCCCACAAGCUGCAUCCCGAUGAAGUGAUUGUGAAGAACCAGUUGGACAUGUUCUUAUCUUACGUAUGCCCCUUGGAGACCUAACUGACUUCAAGUACACUAAAGGAAUUGCAUUCAGUGACCUUUCCAAUUGACUUGUGGUAUAGAAAAUUUGUGAUUGACUUUAUUGUGAGGCAGAUACUAUCAACAUGUUGAACAUUUCAAAAAAGAGCUGUACUUUGCAUAAUGACUUGUAAAGAACUUAGGCAGUAUAGACUGCAUCUGUAUCUACCUAUAGGACUUUUCUGUCUUGACUUAGCCAUCGUAGAGCUCUGAUUAGCAGCAUCUACACACUGUAUUGCCCUUGUAACCAAAGAAGCUAAUGAGUGUGUUUGAACCAGCUUCUCCUGGGGUGGAGAUUCCUGUGCUAAUGCCUACAAGAAGUGGUUUGAGUAAACAGAAUGGAUAGAUUUGGUUGGCAGUACUGUUUGCCACUUACCUGGUAAAGGAAAUGGGACAUGUCUUUAUGAAUAGCACAAGGAUCCCUCCUCAGGAACAGAGAGUGUUUAUUGUCAGAGGUUCCCUGGCCAUGCUGAAGACUGCUGUAUCUCAGGAGUUUCUAUUGACUUUUUUUUUCCUGAAUUACUUGUAAAGGCCAAUGUGUGUGGUCAGAAUUUUAUAAUAAGGAUAUUAACAAUGUCCUGCUUUUAUCUAGGAAAGAAGCAAAACAGAAGAGCAAAAAUCUGUGCUUUGGAUUGGUGUUCACAUUUGAUAAUUAUUUCUUACUUGAUUCAGCUAAGUUUUAUGUGAUGAAUACUUAUUCUAGAAUAACAACUUUUGGAAAUAAAUAUGUGAACAGAA